Clupea harengus (Atlantic herring) is the source of this 1271-nucleotide messenger RNA. RefSeq names its product inositol monophosphatase 2 (gene impa2). Gene Ontology annotation, biological process: signal transduction; inositol metabolic process; phosphatidylinositol phosphate biosynthetic process. Bases 368 to 1126 code for a protein of 252 amino acids. Gene Ontology annotation, molecular function: inositol monophosphate 1-phosphatase activity. NCBI's taxonomy places the organism in Eukaryota, Metazoa, Chordata, Actinopteri, Clupeiformes, Clupeidae. The record is from RefSeq and is a predicted model, not a curated record. The transcript is spliced from 8 exons.
ACUAGGAGCAUUCGUUACUUUUUUUCCAUCCCUGCAUAACCAGAACAUGUUUGAGUCUGGCGUCCUCUUCUGGAAACACGACUGUAUUCCUAUUUAAGGGCUAUGUCACUUCCGUAGGCCGCGGUGACAAGUAGCCUGACAGGCUACUCCCCACCGCACACCGGGAUUCGGCCAAAGCUGCAGGCAGGCAUCCCCCGCAUUGAAGACACUGAACAACUUGAUUGUGGAUUCGGACAGGGGAGACACGGGACACCGCAUGCGACAGAGAGGCUCCCACCUUUACGUCAUGCGCUGAUUAACGUGUUUUGUUCGUCUGAUAAUUCUCUACAAGUGGAUUUGAGUUUGUUGAACGCGUCCAGCUGAAACCAUGACCUCUACGGAAAUCAAAUGCUGGGGAGAAUGUAUGGAUGUUGCUGUUCAGAUAGCACAUAAAGCUGGGAAGGUUGUACAGGAGGCUGUGAAACAAGAGAAGCGGGUUAGCAGCAAGAGCACUCCAACAGAUCUGGUGACGGAAGCUGACCAACAGGUGGAGGAUCUCAUUAUAUCUACUCUUAGAGAGAAGUUUCCAUCACACAGGUUUAUAGGUGAAGAAUCAUCUGCUGCUGGGGAGAAAUGUAUCCUAACAGAUGAGCCCACUUGGAUCAUAGACCCCAUCGAUGGCACGUGCAAUUUUGUCCACAGCUUCCCUAUGGUGGCGGUCAGCAUUGGGUUUGCUGUGAAGAAAGAGCUUGAAUUCGGAGUGAUCUACCAUUGCUUUGACGGGACUCUCUACACUGCAAGGAGAGGCCAUGGGGCAUUCUGUAACGGAACUCCAAUUCAAGUAUCUAAAGAGAAAGACAUAUCCAAAGCCCUCAUUCUGACAGAGAUUGGAGCGAAGAGGGACCCGGCUACACUGGAAAUCUUCUCAGGGAAUAUGCUGAAGUUGCUGAGUGCACCCGCCCAUGGGGUGCGGAUCAUUGGCAGCUCCACGCUGGCCCUGUGCCACAUAGCCACGGGGGCGGCGGAGGCCUACUACCAGUACGGCCUGCACUGCUGGGACAUCGCUGCGGCAGCCGUCAUCAUCCGAGAGGCGGGAGGAUGCGUGAUUGACACCUCAGGUGAGCCCUGGGAUGGGUGCUUUAGAUAGAUUUAGAGAGAUAGAGUUGCACAUUUCUGUGAAAAGGUGGUGUGUGUGUUGGGGGGGGGCUGAUGCAGACACCCAGAGUGAUUUUUGUAGGAUGUAUUGUAUUCAUUUAUAUGAAUUGAUUUAUAUGUAUAUAAAUUAAUGGUAU